Dendrobium catenatum is the source of this 342-nucleotide messenger RNA. Its product is annotated as probable mannitol dehydrogenase. The annotation marks the transcript as partial. NCBI's taxonomy places the organism in Eukaryota, Viridiplantae, Streptophyta, Magnoliopsida, Asparagales, Orchidaceae. Gene Ontology annotation, molecular function: cinnamyl-alcohol dehydrogenase activity. The record is from RefSeq and is a predicted model, not a curated record. Gene Ontology annotation, biological process: lignin biosynthetic process. The transcript has a single exon.
CACGACGGCUCGCCCACCUACGGCGGCUACUCUGAUACAAUCGUCGUCCACGAGCGCUAUGUGUUUCGCAUCCCCGACCGACUCCCACUCCACUCCGCCGCUCCGCUACUCUGCGCGGGCAUCACCGUCUAUAGCCCAAUGCGCUACUUCGGCCUCGACCGCCCCGGCCUACAUGUCGGUGUCGUCGGCCUCGGCGGCCUCGGCCAUGUCGCCGUCAAGUUUGCCAAGGCUAUGGGGAUGACUGCCACUGUCAUCAGCACCUCGCCGCACAAACAAAAGGAGGCGAUUGAACUCCUGGGAGCUGAUCGGUUUCUUGUUAGCACAAAUGAUCAACAACUGAAG